Molecule: messenger RNA, 1068 nt
Organism: Meloidogyne enterolobii
Lineage: Eukaryota; Metazoa; Nematoda; Chromadorea; Rhabditida; Meloidogynidae
Source: the annotation of a GenBank genome assembly
AUGCUUUCUUCUGUAGCAAAACUAACUGCUUGUACUUUUGUUAUCGGAGCUGGUGUUUUCCAAGUAUUCUCGAAAGGUUAUUCAGUAUUAUUUCGCCUUUAUUCCCGCUUUACAGGCAGCAAGUUUAAACAGAUUGAUGACUUUUUUGUCAACUCCAGCUUUUCGGCAGGUCAGAUUUCUGCUGCCUUGCUUGGAGGCUUUUACAGUUAUGAUGGUUGGGAUAUUCUAAAUUGGGGUGUUGAGGAAAUUAAGAGCCCUGAAAGAGUAAUGCCAUUCGCAAUCAUUGGUGGCAUGUCUCUAGUUGCUUUACUUUACACAUCAAUGAAUUGUGCUUAUUUUACUUUACUUACAGCUGAUGAAAUGAAAGUUUCUAAUGCUACGUUUAUUGAACGUAUUAUUGGUAAAAGUUUAGCUAAUUGGACAGUUCCAUUGCUAAUUAAUUUGGUAUUACUUGGUUCAAUCAACGGUACUAUGUUUAUUGCAAGCAGAUACUUGUUUGCGGCAUCACGUGAACGCCAUUUACCAGCGUUCCUUGCGUGUGUAAACGAGAAAAAUGAAAGUCCAAGAUCGGCACUUUUAGUUCACGUAUUAUUAGCAUUCAUAUUCUCAUUUGCUGGCAAUAUAGAGCAACUAAUUGUUUCAAUGGGUUUUGCCCAAUUACUACAACGUUGCUUUACUUUAUCCGCUCUCCUUUAUAUUCGCUUCUAUAGAUUAGGAUUAAAUACCGAAGACAAUGAAAUAAUUAAAACCCCAAUAAUUUUGCCAAUACUUUUCUUAAUUAUUUGUAUUGUGCUCGUUUCUAUUAUUAUUUUACAAAAAUUCUCUGAUGCCUAUAUUGCUUUAAUUGUUUUGGCAGUUGCUGCAAUUAUUUAUUUGCUAUUUUUGUGGGAUAAAGGAUUAAGGAGAUUCGAAUUUUAUAGAAUAAUGUCAGAACAAGUAAAUGGUUGGUUUCUAAUUUGGAUUAUUGGAUUUUCGAUCAACUCCCCUUCUUCGAAUUCCCCACUCUCGAAUAAUUUCCCAACCCAAGGAUAUUUUGUAAUAUUAAUUCCUUUCGGAACUAAUUUUUAA